GCUCCGUCUGAAGGAAGAGGUCAGUGCUGUGGAGACACUUGCUUCUGUCUGAUCAACCAGAAACUACUCUGACAAACAUCAAGAUGUCUUGCUCUAACUACUGCUCUGGAAACUGCAGCAUGGGAUCCCUCAGACACCCCUGCCAUACUCCUCUUCCCUCGUCUAUGAACUUCUGCUCUACAGACAUCAGUGGUGGGAACAUGGUCUACUUGCCCAGUAGCUGUCAAGACCCCCGGACCUGGAACCUGGACAACCGCCAAGAGAACCAUGGUGAACUCGUCAACCGCCAGCCAGGCAACUGUGAGCCCAGCAACUGGGAAAACUCUUACUACCCUCCCAUUCCUUGCUAUGUGCCCAGACCCUGCCAAGGAGGCAACUUUCUUCCCACUUCUUACAUCUCUAGCUCCUGCCUUCCUGUCUCCAGUAGACCUCUGAAUUUUGUCUCUAGCAGCUGCCGACCUCAGAAUGUCUUCACAUAUGGUUAUCGCCCUGUGAGUUGUGUGCCCUGUGGUCCUCAACCACUUACAGUUGUGUCCAGCAGCCUCAGACCUGUGCGUCCGAUCUCCAGGGGAUGCCAACCUGUGACCCACAUGUAUAACAGUUGUCGUCCGUAUUGUUCUGCCUUUGGAAGCCAGUAGUGUCUUUGUUUCAGCCAAGAACCAAGCCGAAUAUCUAAGCUCCAGGAACUUUUGCUGCCUUCCUCAUAAUGACUGUCUUUUUUUGUCUUUUUAUCCUGGGCCUUAUAUGAUAUCAGGGGUUAUUCCUACUAUAUUUUUCUUUUACUUUCUGUCUUUCAUUGCCAUAAAAAUUAUUUGCUUCAAAAUGCUAUUCAAUGUCAUUCGGUAUGGGAAGAAAUUAUGUGGCUCGUGUUCCAAUAAAUGAGAUUACUUAAAAUUAA
Molecule: messenger RNA, 898 nt
Organism: Erinaceus europaeus (western European hedgehog)
Lineage: Eukaryota; Metazoa; Chordata; Mammalia; Eulipotyphla; Erinaceidae
Product: keratin-associated protein 26-1
Exons: 1
Coding region: 84-638 (184 amino acids)
Cellular component (GO): keratin filament
Molecular function (GO): structural molecule activity
Source: RefSeq, a predicted model, not a curated record